Messenger RNA from Myzus persicae (green peach aphid), 6244 nucleotides. Its product is annotated as ras-related protein Rap-2b-like. The record is from RefSeq and is a predicted model, not a curated record. The coding region runs from base 719 to 1618 and encodes 299 amino acids. Gene Ontology annotation, molecular function: GTPase activity; GTP binding. Lineage: Eukaryota; Metazoa; Arthropoda; Insecta; Hemiptera; Aphididae. The transcript is spliced from 4 exons.
CCUUCUCGCGGUGUUCACGGAACGACAUCGCACUCUCUGUCCGCGAUCACGGGGACGAGAAGUUUGACCCCGUUAAGUCGGUUUCGCGUCUCUGACACCUGUUGAGUACAGUUGUAAUUCGCGACCGCGGCGUGUACAUUGGGUAGGUAAUUUUAUCCACUCAUUAAUCGUAUAUACGCACGCAUUUGCAUUCCGUAAUAUGACGACGGUAUGAAUAAAAGUGGUUUAUAAGUAAAUUGUUAGUAAAAUUAAAUACAACAAUAUAAUAUCAUCUUCGCCGGAUGACGACCGUAUCGCCACCGUCAUGUUCGUAAUCGCGGAUCGCGUGCAUCAUUGCCAAUCGUCGUGUCGUGUUUUUUAAAAACCCCACACACUCCGCGAUAAUUAAUUGAUAAUAAUAUAUAAAAUAGUUUAAUUUAAAUUCAAUUUUAUGUAAAAUCCUCGCGUAUUGUACGAUAUCAGUUAGUAUCGAAAACUAGUGGAUUGGUAGCUCCGUCGUCGAACAGACCGUGUCGUGUACAUUGUUUUUUUACGUCACUAAAAUAUUAUAAUCUAAUAAUAAGCGUCGUCGUCGGUCCGGUCCAGUGAGAUUCGGUGCGGACUAGUUGAAAACUCGAAAGAGUUUCGUGUACGCGAUCACCACUCAUCAAUUGUCGGUCACCUAAACCUAGGUAUAUAGUAUUAUUGUACACACCGGCCGAGUAAUCAGCAACGGGCAAUGCCUCGAGACGGAGCAAAAGGCAAACAUCAAUUUAAACGGCGGUUCAGCCUACAGCCGUCAUCGUUUUUCCGCGAUGAUUCACUGUCGUCAAGUCACUCGAUCGCUAGCGGCAGCGUUGAGGGCGGUCACCACCAUCACGACCAGCUGCAACCACCAUCGUCGUCGUCCGACCCGGCUGACGUGACACGGCACAAGAUCGUGGUGAUGGGCGCGGCGCGGGUGGGCAAGUCGUCGCUGAUCACGCAGUUCCUGUACCGGAAAUUCUCGUCCAAGUACAAGCGAACAGUGGAGGAAAUGCACCACGGCCAGUUUACGGUGGACGGCGUGAAAAUCGACCUGGACAUACUGGACACUUCCGGCGCGUACGAGUUUCCGGCCAUGCGCGCCCUGUCCAUAUCGUCGGCGGACGCUUUCGUGCUGGUCUACUCCGUCACCGACCCUGAUUCGUUCCAGCAGGCAGCCGCCAUCAGAGAUCAGAUCAUCGACACCAAGCACACGGCAGACGUCCCGAUCGUGGUGGUCGGCAACAAGCUGGACUUGGCCAAUUCCGACCGGAAGGUGCCGUACGAGGAGACUUCGUGCCUGGUGGAAGUGGACUGGGAAAACGGUUUCGUGGAGACGUCCGCAAAGGACAACAUAAAUGUGGGCGAAGUAUUCAAGGAACUAUUGAACCAGGCUAAGAUCAAGUACGACCUGGGCCCGUCGUUGCGGCGGAACUCGGCGCGAAGACAGUCGUUGCCGUCCGGCGGCGGUUCGGGCCAGGGGUCGAUGGUGCCCACGCCGGCGCAACUUGCUCACCUGCAGAAAAAGGCGAGCGGCAAAGACGACAGCGGCGGUGGCGGUGGAGGUGGCGGCGGUGGAGGGAGAUCGAAGCGCAACUCGUGUUCGAUAUCAUAAGAAAAAAUAAUUUUUUAAAAUAAGACAAAACAUCAAACGAAAAAUUAUAACUACCACUGCUGUACAGGGUGUGUGUAGGAAGGUCAUAAUUAUUAUAUUCGUAUAUGCCCAACUACGACUGCAUUCUAUACAAUAGGUACUCAAAUACCACCAUUAAAUACAUAACUAUAUAUAUCACUAAUCCAGACGACUACAAUAAUUACUAAUUACUAUUACUAAUUACUACCACUACUUCUUCUAACUAUAAAACUAUUUCUAUAACUACAAUACUGCAGCCCCUGCUAUAAUUAUAUUAGUUAUUACCGUAAGCCGCAACACGCCCCGUGACGGAAAAAUUCUAAAUAAAUGAAAAUAUUUUAAAACAAACAUAAAAAAACAAAUGAACUUAACUCGAACUUAAUUCGUAGGUACCAACACUCGGAGAGUUUAUCGGUGGUGGUUACUGAAUAUUAUAAUAUGCUGAUUAUUAGUAUAUCUAAAUUUAAAAAAAUAAUGCGGAUAUAAUGUUUUAUUAUUAUUACCUAUUAUUAUUCUUGUUAUUAUUAUUACACCGCUGUAGAUCGAUUUUUUUCGUUACUUUACUGGACGUAUGAUUUGACUUGUUUAAAUUUAAUUAUAAACUAUAUAACUCAUUCGGCUAAUUAUAGGCCAUAUUUAAAGUUUUAAAUGUUUAUGGUUUAUUCGAGAGUAAAUCUAAUGUUAGCUGUGUAAUAUAUUAUUGUUAAGUACUGUACUUAUAUUUACCUGCCUAAUUCAAGGGCGGCGAGGAUUGCUUAUACAAGGGAGCUAUAAAAAAAAAUUACCACUUCUAAUAAAAACGAUAAUUUAUAUAUUUAUUUAGUAGACGAGAAAAAACUCUUAAGUGUUCAAUUUUCAGGUUCGCGGUGGUAAGAAUGUACGAUGUAAUUAAUAAACAUAGGAACCUACGUGUAUUCGAGUUUUCGAGACAAACCAUCAGAGCCUUUUGGAUUUUUUUUGUCUGGAUCGAAAGAUUAAAACGAAAAACAUAUACCUCACCAGACCCGGGUAGAAACUGCCGGUAAAGUCCCUCUCGAAACGACACAUCUGCUGAUUAUAUACACAUCGUAGUAUUGUCCAAACUUCGCUUUCGACUACACAGCGAGUAUGAGCGCAUAUAUAGUGCACCCGCGGUAGCUUCCGGUUUUCCGUCGCCCGUGAGACGAGUGAAAAACGAAAAAAGGAAAUUCUCUUUAUCUCAUCCACGCAGAUGGUUUUUACACGUACUUCGAGACUUACCUGAAAAGGAUUUCCAGACUGGAAGUUUUCAGAGCUAACAAAACUUGUAAAUUGUAGAUUAGUCGCAAAAUCAACUGCUUCUACUUCGUCUCUCUAUCGAGUCGGAAAAUUUCAUCCUAAAAGUACACCGCGUCAACAGGAAGGUUUCGGCUCGUCCACAGCGUCCAUCGUCGUCCGAUAACCGUGCGAAUCGUUCCUAUAGUCUGUAUUUCUCUGUCGGAAAUACAUCAAUCUAUUUAUUUGUAUUUUAAUUUGUUUCAUUAUUUUAAAAUUUGCACUGUAUAUUAUUCUGAUACGAUGUGUAACCCUGGCUUUUUUCGGAGGAUGUCACAUCCGCGUGUGCUACCACCAUUACCUCUCUUGUACGUUCACAAUAAUACAUUUUACUCUGUAAAUUCUAAAAUUAGAAUUAAUUGACCAGUUCUAAAAUGUAAGGGUAUGAUUAUUAUCAAGGAGGUUUUUAUUGAUAUUUGUAUUAAGCAGCAAAUUAUGACUUUUUUAAAACUUCAAAUCGUUUGUACAUUUUAAAAUGAUCUAAUGUUUAUAAGUUACUUAAAAAUAAUAAUAUCAAUAAAAUUCUCCAAGCAGUCCGAGAUUCCAUGGAUAAUAAUUUUACAUUUAAAAUGCAUCAUGGACCAUUGUAAUUCGCUCUAAUUUUAAAUAAAACAGAGUAAAGUGGAUUAUUGUUAACUUAAAAUUUGUUAUGUUGUACAUUUAUAAGACAGACACUACAUGCGGGUGUCCUUAAGAAGAUUUAGAAGAUUUAAAAGUCUAUUUUAAUAAUACCAACUACCUACAUAGAAAUAAAAAUCUAAAACAAACAUUAUUAAUAUAAGACUAAAAGAAAAUGAUAAUAGGUAGAGGUACAUGACGUAUUAUUUGGUGGUAAAAGACAGUUUUUAUGAAAGCUGAAAGUGCGGUUAAUAUCUCGAAUUUGGUGGAAACGUGCAUCGUCCUCAGCAUGGCAGACUUAUUUUGUUGGAAACUUUGUGUUUUUUUUAUCACAAUUGACACCCCGAUUAAAAAACCGUUUGUAGGUAAGAUAUCACCACAAUAUAAUAUUGUAAUAUUAGUCGAUACUAAUAUACGUAGACUUACUGCUCGAUUCUUCAGUACCGGUCAUUGAACAUAAUAGAGGUAUUAUUUAUUUAUUAAAAUUGAAACGUGUACAUACAUUAGAUCAGUAGCGUGCCUAGAAAUUUUCAAUUUGUGCGGUAAGAGAUGUUAUAAGUAACUAUACAUUUUAAAUGAGUUGUGUUGGUAUAGUACCAAAGACACAAAUAAGGUGAUUUAAGGCAUAAUGGUGGGGUGGGUGAAUAUAACCCCUAACCUUCCACCUGGGCACGUCACUGCAUUAUAGAUACGUAUGCGCAACAUUUACAAUAAUAUCUAUAAAAAUAACUACCCCAAAAAAAAAUAAAUACUAAUCCGAAGGCACUGCAGCUGUGAUGUAGAAUAAUAAAUAAUAAUUAGUUACAUGCUGUAUAGCUACAUGGAGUCGAUAAUAAUAUCAUUAUCGUGUUAUACGCAUACCCGAGUCGUAUUCCAAACUCUGUAUUAUUACUUAUACAUAUAAGUAAUGUAUGUACGUUAUACUUUCGUUUAAAAACGUAGAACGCAUUAUACGUGCACAAAGCCGCAAAGGUAUCGUGGCUACGUACCACGGGCGUGCUGCAGGUAUUAACCGAACGCAUUUAUUAAAACAUAUUAUAUAGGUGGCCACCGUAUAGUCCUACCCGUGUACAUGCGACCGGAUUACAUUCUGCGAAUCGGGUUUAAACGGUUUUUAUACGAUAUUAUACACCCCUGUUGAAUAAAAAUAUGUGCACAAACACGUAUGAUUAUGGUGUUAUUUAGAUACCUAGGUAUCCGAUGUCCCGGGCCGCAUAUAUAGGUAUUAUAACGCGGUGGUUUUAAAGUCGGAAACGUUUCAUUAUUUUCAGCUGCGACUUUUAUUAAAUCAACGAAUUACUCUUUUACCGUGUGCUCGCGCUAGCCUCUGCGUAAUUAACUUAACGAGUUACUUUUUACAGCGACGUGUACGAUGUGACGCAUAACCUAACCUGUAUAAUAAGUAUAAUGAAUUAUUUUUUAACGUGACAAACAAUCUCGUUGCGAGUAGGUCCCUGCCCAACUCGAGAGUUAAAUUUUACUUUUUCGCCGUGAGAAAUUAUUAUACGCACCUUCCUAUUCGCGGUUUAAUACGUGUUUCUAAUAUAUUAUACAGUUUGACCGUGGUAAAAAAAAACACUUCGCAGCAUGACCUGAAAUUUUCAUAAAAAAAAAUAAAAAAAGGUUUAAUCGUCAAAAUAAAUUUUGUAUGAUAGAAUAUAAAAAUAACAAUUUAAGUAGAUUUCGAAGUUAAAAUGCAAAACAUCGUAAAUUCUAUACCGAAUAUACUUUUAUAAAUAUUAAUACAAUAUACCAAAGUAAAUAUUAUACAUAGGUACCUUCAUAAAUUAUUUAUUUUACAAAUCUACAACUAUUUCUACAUAAAUUCUGCUUUUAUCGCAUUUACAUUGAAGUGUAACUGUGUAAGUGACUUCACUGCAAAUACGAUAUAAUAUAUACGUAAUACCUGGUUACACUGUUCACACAGCAGCCAAGAGUCUGUGACCGCGAGUUCAUUGUCAAAUACAAUCAUAACUACACCGUCUACACCUAUCUAAUUCUAAAUCAAUAUAAGUAUACACCUAUCUGCCUUAAUACGAGUAAUUAUAUUGAUAAUUAAUAUAAACAUUGAACUUUCCAUCACUCAUAGUGGUGGUGAUGAUGAGUGAUUACUGAUUUAUGAAUUUGGUUAUUGUGCCAUUGUGUUAUGGGCUGGUCAGGUUACUGAUAUGUUUUCGGCGUCGGGCAAAAUAAAAAUAACCUAAUUUAGACUCAAGUGACUAGUACAUAAAACAACGCACGAAAAUAUCCAUAAAUAUUUGUCGAAAAAAAAUUAUGCAGGUUAUGGUUGACUUAAAAAUAUACGAGUAGCAGUGCAAUGUGGACCCUGUGCUGAAAAAUGUAAGAGAUUUUAAGGACGGGCAUGUUAACGGAAUGUCUUUUUUUAUUAGUGUAAGGGAUAUUGGGUAGGGACUGGGGGGAGAGUGGGGUUUAUAAAUAUAAUAUGAUGUUUCAAUAAUUAGUUUAAUAUUUUGUUAUUUUAUUACUUAAUGUACAAGUGUGUAUCAAUAACAGAGCUAUAUUAUCUAUAUUAUGUGUGUAAUGUGUCAUGUGGGUGUUAUUAUAUAAGUACCUAGUUAUUAGUUAAGACUUGAGACAUAAUUCAUUUUUAAUAUUAAAUAAUGAGAAGUUUACCUGUCUUACUUGCUUUGAAAAUCUGGUUGUAUCUAAUCAUCAGGGAGGAAAUGAAAAAAGUAA